Coniosporium apollinis CBS 100218 is the source of this 1122-nucleotide messenger RNA. Its product is annotated as phosphatidylserine decarboxylase. The coding region runs from base 1 to 1122 and encodes 373 amino acids. Gene Ontology annotation, molecular function: phosphatidylserine decarboxylase activity. The record is from RefSeq and is a predicted model, not a curated record. Lineage: Eukaryota; Fungi; Ascomycota; Dothideomycetes. Gene Ontology annotation, cellular component: mitochondrion. Gene Ontology annotation, biological process: phosphatidylethanolamine biosynthetic process. The transcript has a single exon.
AUGUUCGAACAAGUCCCCAGCAAAAAGCCAUAUUCCAACGAUCCAACUGGACAUCGCCAGAUUCAUGACUACGACCACAUGCUCCAGCUCUUGAACCAUCUGAUGACCACCGCGCCCUCAUGGAGUGACCAAUCGCAGAGAGUGGGCCUGGUUGGUCUUCCAAUCAACGCGGUCCUCGACUGGCCUAUGGGAACACCAAGCGGCUUCGCUGCGUUUCUCGAUCCGGACGUCAACAAGAUGCUCAAGAAAGUACUCAAUGCCUGGGGCGAAUACCUCACUUCACCAGAGUCGGCGUCUGUCCUUGACGACUCAUCGAGCGGAUGGUUCGGUGAGACAGGCGCCAAGGACUUGACGGCUGUUGCGAAUGUUGGGUCGACCUCUUACAGGUUUGAAGAAAUGUUCCACUGCGAUCCUUCCGCCAAACAUUACGGCUACAAAUCCUGGGACGACUUCUUCACCCGUCUCUUCCGCGAGGACGUUCGCCCAGUGGCCUCGCCCGACGAUGACAACGUGAUAGCCAACGCCUGUGAAUCCAAACCCUACAACACCGCCACCGACGUUAAAUUUCGCGACAAGUUUUGGAUCAAGGGCCAGCCAUACUCCAUCCUUGACAUGCUCGCGCAGGACGAUCUUGCAGAGCAGUUUGUCGGCGGUACCGUGUACCAAGCCUUCCUCAGCGCGUUGAGCUACCACCGCUGGCAUGCCCCCGUUAGCGGCAAGGUCGUCAAAGCAUACGUGGUAGAUGGGACGUACUAUUCCGAGCCCCUGUUCGAAGGAAUUGGAGACCCGGCCACUCGUGGAAUCGAUGAGUCGGGCGAAGUUACCGGACAGGGGUACAUCACUGCAACGGCCACGCGCGCUAUCAUCUUCUUCGAAGCCGAUAAUCCCGCCAUUGGGCUUAUGGCGUUUCUGGGUAUCGGCAUGGCUGAGGUGUCAACGUGCCAUAUCACUGUUGAAGUUGGGCAGCAUGUGAAGAAGGGUGAUCAGAUUGGGAUGUUCCAUUUUGGCGGCUCAACGCAUUGUCUGAUGUUCAGGAAGGGCGUUAACGUGCACGGCUUUCCGUCACCGGAAAGGGAGGAGAACAUGCCUGUGAGAAGCAAGCUUGCUGUCGUUAACACGUAG